Molecule: messenger RNA, 5523 nt
Organism: Acipenser ruthenus (sterlet)
Lineage: Eukaryota; Metazoa; Chordata; Actinopteri; Acipenseriformes; Acipenseridae
Product: mucin-5B-like
Exons: 33
Cellular component (GO): extracellular matrix
Molecular function (GO): protein binding
Source: RefSeq, a predicted model, not a curated record
CUAGGCAUACACCUUCCACCAGGCGUGAACCCUGCUCACAACGGCCGCGUGUGCAGCACAUGGGGUAACUACCACUUCAAGAUGUUUGAUGGAGACGUGUUUAAUCUCCCCUCCACCUGCAACUACGUCCUCACCUCGCAGUGCAAGAGCAACUACGAGGACUUCAACAUCCAGAUGAGACGAGCGGUCGUCAACGACCUGCCCACCAUCAGCACCAUAACCAUGAAGCUGGAAGGGACAGUUCUGGAAAUAACCAAGAACGCCAUCUCGGUCAACGAGAAGCAGGUUACCCUGCCUUUCAGCCAGUCUGGUGUCCUGAUUGAAAAGAUCAAUUCUUUCAUCAAGGUCACGGCUAAACUCGGGCUGGUUGCCAUAUGGAACGAGGAUGAUUCUCUUGUGCUGGAACUCGAUGCCAAAUAUAUGAACCAGACGUGUGGCCUCUGUGGGGACUUCAAUGGAGUUCAGGUCUAUGAUGAGAUCAUUCAAAAUGGUGUGAAAAUAUCUCCUCUGGAUUUUGCAAACUUCUGGAAGAUGGAUAGCCCAACAGAAACAUGCAUUGAACUCAGUCCUCCAUCUGAGGACGAGUGCGCCGAUGUGAGACCAUUGUGUGAGCAGAUUCUGUCCAGCCCUACCUUCGCCACCUGCAAGGACCUGGUACCUAUAGAAGCGUUUGUCGAUGCCUGUGUUAAAGACAUGUGCCAGUGUAACAACAUCACUAACCAUUUCUGCAUGUGCAGUACCAUCUCUGAAUACUCGCGGCAGUGUGUGCACGCUGGCGGAAAACCCAAGAACUGGAGAACAGAUCAAUUCUGCGGUAAGAAAUGCCCAAUGAACAUGGAGUUCCAGGAGUGUGGGAUUCCCUGCACUGACACCUGCUCCAACCCUGACCGAGGUCACCUCUGUGAGGACCACUGCACUGAUGGCUGCUUCUGCCCAGCAGGAACUGUUUUUGAUGACAUUAACCAGAGUGGCUGUAUCCCGCUACAAAAGUGCUCGUGCAGCUACAAUGGAAAAACAUACAGUCCUGGAGAGUCUUACUCCAGCAACUGCCGUCACUGCACCUGCAAUGAAGGACAGUGGACCUGCAAUGACCUGGACUGCCCUGGAUACUGUUCUGUUAAGGGAGGGUCCCACAUCACCUCAUACGAUGGCCAAGACUUCACCUUCCACGGAGACUGUUCCUAUGUCCUCUCAAAGACUUGCCAAAGCAAUGCAUUUACAGUGCUCGGUGACAUUGUCAAGUGCGGGCUGACAGACACAGAGACAUGCCUAAAGUCUAUCACCCUUGCUAUUGCAGGAGGACAAAGCGUCUUCAGCAUCAAUCCAAGUGGAAAUGUUUACAUGAACGGCAUGUUCGCUCAGCUGCCAUUGUAUACAGCCAAUGUAACCAUCUUCAGACCAUCCUCGUUCUACAUCUUUGUUCAAACCUCCUUUGACCUGGUGCUGGAGAUCCAGCUCACUCCCAUUAUGCAGGUCUACAUCAUUGCAGGUUUCCCUUACAAGGGUCAGACAUGUGGGCUCUGCGGUAAUUUUAACGACGUUCAGGCUGAUGAUUUCAAAGUCAGCAGCGGAGUGGUGGAGGGAACGGCCUCUGCCUUUGCCAACAGCUGGAAGACCCAAGCGAGCUGCCCAGAUGUCAAGGACACCUACGAUAACCCUUGCAGUCUGAGUGUUGAGAAUGAGAAAUACGCCCAGCACUGGUGCUCCAUGCUGCUAGACCCUCAGGGUUCUUUUGCUGCCUGCCAUCCCGUGAUCAACCCUGCCACCUACAAAACAAGCUGCAUGUACGACAGCUGUAACUGUGAGAGGAGCGAGGAGUGCAUGUGUGCAGCCAUCUCCUCGUACGUCCGUGCCUGCGCUGCUAAGGGGGUCCAGCUGGACGGCUGGAGAAGCAGCAUCUGCACCAAGUACACCUCCUGCCCUAAGACGCUGACCUACAGCUACAGCAUGACCGGCUGUGAUCGCACCUGCCGCUCCCUCAGUGAGCCGGACUACACCUGCAAGGUGAAGUUUGUACCUGUGGACGGGUGUGGGUGUGCAGAGGGGACCUACAUGGACGAGGAAGGCAAAUGCGUCCCACCUGCUAGCUGCCCGUGUUACAACAAGGGGUCAGUUGUGCCAGCUGGAGAGGUCAUCACCAGGGACGGAGCCAUGUGCACUUGCAAGCAAGGGAAACUGAACUGCAUUGGAGAAUCUGCACAACCAAGCUGCGUAGCACCAAUGGUCUACUUUGAUUGUAGCAAUGCUACAAAAGAUACACGUGGAUCUGAGUGUCAGAAGAGCUGUCAGACCCUGGAUAUGGAGUGUUACAGCAUAGAGUGUGCCUCCGGCUGCGUGUGCCCACAGGGUCUGCUUUCAGAUGGGAGGGGAGGCUGUGUCUCUGAGAACCAGUGUCCUUGCAUCCACAACGGAGCCUCCUACAAACCUGGAGAGACAAUCAAAGCAGACUGCAACACCUGUACUUGCAAGGACAGAAAAUGGCAGUGUACAGAUAAACAGUGCCAGGGUACCUGUGCCAUCUACGGAGACGGGCAUUACAUCACUUUUGAUGGGAAGAGGUUCAGCUUCAAUGGAGACUGUGAAUACACCCUCACUCAGGACUACUGCAGUGGCAAUUCAGCCAAUGGCACCUUCAGAGUGAUCACUGAGAACAUUCCCUGUGGCACCACAGGGACCACCUGCUCCAAGGCCAUCAAGCUGUUCCUCGGGAACACUGAGCUGAUACUGUCUGAAGGACACUACCAGGUGGUCCAGAGAGACUCGGGGGAAGAGUUACCCUACAAGAUCAGCACCAUGGGAAUUUACAUGGUCAUCGAAGCCAAGAACGGAUUAAUCCUCAUGUGGGACAAGAAGACCAGCAUGUUCAUCAAACUCAGCCCCAAUUUCCAGGGUCACGUCUGCGGCCUGUGCGGUAACUACGAUGGGAAUGGACAGAACGACUUCACUACCAGGAGCCAGGCGAUGGUUGUAAACGCCCAGGAGUUUGGAAACAGCUGGAAGGUCUCUCCCAGCUGCCCCGACGCGAAGGUCACAAGAGACCCCUGUGUCUCCAACCCCUACCGGCAGUCAUGGGCUCAGAAGCAGUGCAGCAUCAUCAAGAGCAAAGUGUUCAUGGCCUGCCACUCUCAGGUGGACCCCACUCCGUACUACGAUGCCUGCGUGAGAGACUCCUGUGCAUGUGACUCUGGGGGAGACUGCGAGUGUUUCUGCACAGCUGUGGCCUCCUAUGCUGAGGCCUGUAAUGAGGCUGACGUGUGCGUUGCGUGGAGAAGCCCUGAGAUUUGCCCGCUGUUCUGUGAUUACUACAACCCCGCUGGCGAGUGUGAGUGGCACUACAAGCCCUGUGGAGCUCCCUGUAUGAAGACCUGCCGGAACCCCAGUGGGACGUGCUCCAGCCAGAUCCCAGGAUUGGAAGGUUGCUAUCCAAAAUGCCCACCGAACCAGCCCUAUUUUGAUGAGGAUUCGAUGAAGUGUGUAAAACAGGAAGACUGCGGUUGCUAUGACGAUGAAGAAAAUCACUAUAAAAACGGAGAGGAGGUUCCCUCCACAGAGAACUGUCAAUCAUGCUCCUGUAAAUCUGUGGAAGUGCAUUGCAGCUAUGAUGUUCACAAAUGUUACUGUACCUACCACGGGAAUAUGUAUCCAAAUGGUGCAACAAUCUACAACACCACUGAUGGCUUAGGAAGCUGUAUAACUGCUACCUGCGGAGAAAAUGGCACCAUUUACAGAAACAUCUACAACUGCGAGACAACAAAAACACCGCACACCACAUCGCCACCAUGCAACAACAAAGAUAAUCCAACCACAUGCUUAAACUAUGAGAUCAGUGCAUACUGCUGCAACCUUGUGAGCUGCGGUGCGACGACAAGUGCACCACCUGUGACCAGCAGCAAGUCAACCACUCACCCAGUCACCCCACCUACAUCCCCUGAAACCACACCGCUGACCACUCGCCCAGUCACCGCAUCUACAUCCCCUGAAACCACACCGCUGACCACUCGCCCAGUCACCCCAUCUACAUCCCCUGAAACCACACCACUGACCACUCACCCAGUCACCCCACCUACAUCCCCUGAAACCACACCGCUGACCACUCGCCCAGUCACCGCAUCUACAUCCCCUGAAACCACACCGCUGACCACUCGCCCAGUCACCGCAUCUACAUCCCCUGAAACCACACCGCUGGCCACUCGCCCAGUCACCGCAUCUACAUCCCCUGAAACCACACCGCUGGCCACUCGCCCAGUCACCCCAUCUACAUCCCCUGAAACCACACCGCUGACCACUCGCCCAGUCACCGCAUCUACAUCCCCUGAAACCACACCGCUGACCACUCGCCCAGUCACCGCAUCUACAUCCCCUGAAACCACACCGCUGGCCACUCGCCCAGUCACCGCAUCUACAUCCCCUGAAACCACACCGCUGGCCACUCGCCCAGUCACCCCAUCUACAUCCCCUGAAACUACACCGCGGACCACUCACCCAGUCACCGCAUCUACAUCCCCUGAAACUACACCGCUGUCCACUCGCCCAGUCACCCCAUCUACAUCCCCUGAAACUACACCGCUGACCACUCGCCCAGUCACCGCAUCUACAUCCCCUGAAACCACACCGCUGGCCACUCGCCCAGUCACCCCAUCUACAUCCCCUGAAACCACACCGCUGGCCACUCGCCCAGUCACCGCAUCUACAUCCCCUGAAACCACACCGACCACUCGCCCAGUCAUCCCAUCUACAUCCCCUGAAAGACCUCCGACCAUUUCAACCGAAGUCCCUUACACCACAAGCCCUGCAACCACCUGCAGGCGUCCCUGUAAAUGGUCCCAGUGGUUUGAUACCAAUUUCCCAACUCUGGGUAUGGGAGGUGGAGACUCAGAAACCUAUGACAAGAUCUACCAUGAGACUUGGAAGAUUGAUAAAUGCACAAUAGCAACAUGCGAAGGAGGCUCCACAGUCAAUAUGGAGCCUGUGCCGUGCAAGGCUGUGGAACCCAUUGAAUGUGUAAAUGACCUCCCGCCAGUUAAGGUGUAUGAUGAAUCUGGAUGCUGCUACCAGUAUGAAUGUCAAUGCACCUGUUAUGGAUGGGGAGAUACUCACUACACCACCUUUGAUGGAACAAUCUACGACUUCCAAGGAGACUGCACAUACGUUCUUGUGAAGGAGAUCACACCCAAAUACGGCAAUUUCAGCAUAAUUGGAGAAAACUACCUGUGUGACGCUGCAGACGGCCUCUCCUCCUGCUCGCAAUCCCUCACUGUGUAUUACAAGAACCACGAGGUGUUCAUGACACAGCUGCUAGUCAAUGGACAGAAGAUGAGCAAGAUUAUGUUCGAUAACAAACCAAUCAUCCCAGACUUUUCAAGAGAUGGCAUCCAGAUCUCAAACACAGGAAUUGAAAUCAAUGUGUACAUCCCUGAGAUCAACGCUCAUGUGUCCUUCACUGGCCUGGUGUUCCUCAUCCAGCUUCCCUACUCACUCUUCCAGGGCAACACAGAAGGACAGUGCGCAUCUUGGGCCUUGUAG